Messenger RNA from Caenorhabditis elegans, 451 nucleotides. RefSeq names its product QWGYGGY-amide (gene nlp-31). Bases 124 to 351 code for a protein of 75 amino acids. The transcript is spliced from 2 exons. Gene Ontology annotation, cellular component: extracellular region. NCBI's taxonomy places the organism in Eukaryota, Metazoa, Nematoda, Chromadorea, Rhabditida, Rhabditidae. The record is from RefSeq and is marked reviewed.
AAUGAUGUCAUUGUUUCUCGCCAAAAAGAGAUAGUGGAGAUAAGAAUAUCUGAUCUAUAAAAAGACAAGUAAAGUGGCGAAUAUUAGAAAACUCAUAUUCUUGAUAUUCUACAAUCAAUAACAAUGAUUUCAACUUCUUCAAUUCUUGUUCUCGUCGUCCUUCUAGCCUGCUUCAUGGCUGCCAAUGCUCAAUGGGGAUAUGGUGGAUAUGGAAGAGGUUAUGGAGGAUAUGGUGGAUACGGUAGAGGCUACGGUGGAUAUGGUGGAUAUGGACGUGGGUAUGGAGGCUAUGGACGUGGAAUGUAUGGAGGAUAUGGUCGCCCAUAUGGAGGAUACGGAUGGGGAAAGUAAAAGCAUAGACGAGUCAACUCGCAUCCGAUACUCAAAUUUUGUUAAUUUAUGCUCCUUGUACAUAUAUUGAACUCUAAUUUAAUGAAAAUCUAUCUAUGAU